This is a messenger RNA of Funneliformis caledonium, 467 nucleotides long. Lineage: Eukaryota; Fungi; Glomeromycota; Glomeromycetes; Glomerales; Glomeraceae. The record is from the annotation of a GenBank genome assembly.
AAGAAAAUAAAAAUGAUAUAAAUCAACCUGACUAUACUUGUCAAUGCGAUUCUGAUUCCAGUGAAAUUGAAGAUAAUCCAACCAAUGCAAUUACUUCUUUAUAUAGAAAAAUUUUUAAAACUCAAACAAAAAUUUCAGGUUCAAUGGUUAUAGGCUUUGAUAAAGAAUCAAUAUUUAGUGAAUUAUUACAUAAUAUAGAAUUUUGUCCUUAUUCAAUUAGUUUAGCAGAUAAACUAUCUAUUAUGAUCUUUAGUUUAGGUACUUCUAAAAAGGAAGGUAAUUCAUCAGCAAAUAUUUGGCAAAAAGUUGAAAUUUUGGGAAAAUAUCAGGGUACGCAAUUAUUUGAACUUGAGCAUACAUAUACACAAUCUGUAUUGCAACGAUUAUAUAUUCCUAAAUGUCAACCAUCUCAAUGGGAUGAUAAAGAGCUAAUAAAUAAUCUAUAUGAAUACUAUUUCAAAAGAUGA